AUGUCCUUUACUCCCAUACGAGCAUUUCUGAGUAAUGCAACGAUACUAGCCAGAGCCAAACCGCUAAAAUUCACUGAUUUAAAAACAAUCAAACUUCGUGCCCCCAUCCCACCCACUGUGAAAAACUUUGAAGUAUCGCCUGACCAUCCAUUAUGGCAAUUUUUCCCGCUUGGAAACAAAACCAAAAGUGCCAUACGUGAAUCCGAGGAAUUAGACUUGGAUUCAAGAGAAUGGACUAGUGCUGAAUUACGUCGCAAGUCAUUUGAGGAUUUACAUACAUUGUGGUAUCUCACUUUAAAAGAACGUAAUGUGUUGGCUAGAGAAGUAAGAUUGGGUGAAAGUUUGGGAAUGGGUGAUUUUAGACAAUUUAAUAUGCUUGAUAAUAAACUUAUCAAGACACAAAAGAGGAUAAAACAGGUGUUGUUGGAGAGACACAUUGCAUUUGAAAGGGCUCAAGCUAGUCCCGAAAUCAAUGCUGAACAACAAAAAUAUCUUGAUGAGUUUGAAGAGAGGUAUAUUAGUUGUGAUGAACGUGAUAUUGACGAUAUGGAUGCUAAAUUAUUACGAUUACAGUAUGCAUUUUUCGGUAUUGAACCAACAUUGAGUUUAGAUACAUUGCAUGAGGAUAUUGACCCUAAUUUCGUCAAGGGGAUAACUUAUACCAGUAAAGUGAAACUAAAUAGGUAUUUGGAACAACACCAUCCAGAAGGAGUUGAGUUGGAUUUACCAUUGAAUGGAAUAAUGGAAGAGUUGCCAUUCUUUUUGUAUGAUGUUGAAGAGGCUAUUGACCAAGUGAAGCAAUUGAGAGAAUCAGGACAAUCGCGUAAAUUGGACAAGAUUGAAGUGAUUCCAUUUUUGAAUAAUGCCAUCGGUAAACAUCUUGGGAAUGGAGUCGAAGAGGAAGUGGAAACUGUAUAG
This is a messenger RNA of Lodderomyces parapsilosis, 918 nucleotides long. RefSeq names its product mitochondrial 54S ribosomal protein uL29m. Gene Ontology annotation, molecular function: structural constituent of ribosome. NCBI's taxonomy places the organism in Eukaryota, Fungi, Ascomycota, Pichiomycetes, Serinales, Debaryomycetaceae. Gene Ontology annotation, biological process: mitochondrial translation. Bases 1 to 918 code for a protein of 305 amino acids. The record is from RefSeq and is a predicted model, not a curated record. Gene Ontology annotation, cellular component: mitochondrial ribosome; mitochondrial large ribosomal subunit. The transcript has a single exon.